Molecule: messenger RNA, 2172 nt
Organism: Carlito syrichta (Philippine tarsier)
Lineage: Eukaryota; Metazoa; Chordata; Mammalia; Primates; Tarsiidae
Gene: RBAK
Product: RB associated KRAB zinc finger
Exons: 5
Coding region: 1-2079 (692 amino acids)
Biological process (GO): negative regulation of transcription by RNA polymerase II
Molecular function (GO): DNA-binding transcription repressor activity, RNA polymerase II-specific
Source: RefSeq, a predicted model, not a curated record
AUGAACCAAUCACAGGGACCAGUGUCAUUCAAGGAUGUGGCUGUGGACUUCACCCAGGAGGAGUGGCAGCAGCUGGACCUUAAUGAGAAGAUAACAUACAGGGAUGUGAUGCUGGAGAACUACAGCAAUCUAGUUUCUGUGGGGUGUGAUAUUACCAAACCAAAUGUUAUCAUUAGGUUGGAGCAGGGAGAAGAGCCAUGGAUAAUAGAGAGUGAAUUUUCAAGUCAAAGUAGUCCAGAAGAAGUCUGGGAAGUUGAUGAUCUGAUAGAGAGAAUCCAAGAAAAUGAGGAAAAACAUUCAAGGCAAGCUGGUCUGAUCAACAGCAAAACCCUGACUGAAGAGAGAGAGAAUACAUUUGAUAAAACCUAUUUGGAAACAAGCCUUGCUCCUUCAAGCAUAGCAGCUCAUAAUUGUAUCUCAUGUGGAAAGAAUUUAGAAUCUAUUUCAGAAUUAAUUAGUAGUGAUGGAAGCUAUGCCAGAAAAAAACCUGAUGAAUGUAAUGAAUGUGAGAAAACAUAUCAUGGAGAAAAAACAUACGAAUUUAAUAAAAAUGGAGACACUUACUCUCAAAAUGAAGAAAAUAUUCUUCAGAAAAUUAGUAUUUUGGAGAAACCCUUUGAAUAUAAUGAAUGCAUGGAAGCCUUAGACAAUGAAGCCGUUUUCAUUACUCAUAAGAGAGCUUAUAUAGGAGAGAAGCCCUAUGAGUGGAAUGAUUCUGGACCGGACUUCAUACAGAUAUCAAAUUUUAAUGAAUAUCAGAGAUCACAAAUGGAAAUGAAGCCCUUUGAAUGCAGUGAAUGUGGAAAAUCCUUUUGUAAAAAGUCAAAAUUCAUUAUACAUCAGAGGGCCCACACAGGAGAGAAACCUUAUGAAUGUAAUGUCUGUGGGAAGUCCUUCAGCCAAAAAGGAACCCUCACUGUACAUCGGAGAUCACACUUAGAGGAGAAGCCCUAUAAAUGUAAUGAAUGUGGGAAAACCUUUUGUCAGAAGUUACACCUCACUCAGCAUCUAAGAACUCAUUCAGGAGAGAAACCCUAUGAAUGUAAUGAAUGUGGGAAAACCUUCUGCCAAAAGACACAUCUCACUUUACACCAGAGAAAUCAUUCAGGAGAGAGACCCUACCCAUGUAAUGAAUGUGGGAAAUCCUUUUCCCGCAAGUCAGCUCUCAGUGACCAUCAGAGAACUCACACAGGAGAGAAACUUUAUAAGUGUAAUGAAUGUGGAAAAUCCUACUACCGGAAGUCUACCCUAAUUACACAUCAGAGGACUCAUACAGGAGAGAAGCCCUAUCAAUGUAGUGAGUGUGGAAAGUUCUUUUCUCGAGUGUCAUACCUCACUAUACACUACAGGAGUCAUUUAGAAGAGAAACCUUAUGAAUGUAAUGAAUGUGGCAAAACCUUCAAUUUAAAUUCAGCUUUUAUUAGACAUCGGAAAGUACACAUGGAAGAGAAAUCCCAUGAAUGUAAUGAAUGUGGAAAGUUCUCUCAGAUGUCAUAUCUCACUGACCAUCAUACAACUCAUUUAGGAGAGAAACCCUAUGAAUGUAAUGAAUGUGGGAAAACCUUUCUUGUAAAUUCAACCUUUAGUGGGCACCAGUCACUUCCAAAAGGGGAGAAAUCCUAUGAAUGCAAUAUAUGUGGAAAAUUAUUUUCUGAUUUGUCAUACUACACCGAACACUAUGGAAGUCAUUCAGAAGAGAAACCCUAUGGAUGUAGUGAAUGUGGGAAAACCUUCUCCCAUAAUUCAUCCCUCUUUAGACAUCAAAGAGUACACACAGGCGAGAAACCCUAUGAAUGUUAUGAAUGUGGGAAAUUCUUCUCUCAGAAGUCAUAUCUCACCAUACAUCAUCGAAUUCAUUCAGGAGAGAAACCCUAUGAAUGUAGCAAAUGUGGAAAAGUCUUCUCUCGGAUGUCAAACCUCACUUCAUACCUCACUGUACAUUAUAGAACUCAUUCAGGAGAGAAACCAUAUGAAUGUAACGAAUGUGGGAAAAAAUUUCAUCACAGAUCAGCCUUCAAUAGCCAUCAGAGAAUUCAUAGAAGGGGAACUAUGAAUGUACUUGAUGUGGAAAACCUCUGAAGUCAAAUUUCAAGUUUUAGAGAACUCUCUGAAUAUAAUGAAUAUGAGAAAUCCACUAAGGGAUCAAAUGUUAUUUUAUCUGAGAGUUCAGGC